CAACAUGAUUUCUGCAAUUCAUUGGAUUCGUCAAGGUGUUGCUGCUCAACACCCUGAAAAAUAUAAUUUGGAUGACAAGGAAUAUGAUCGUAUUCAAAAAUUGGCUGCUGAUCAACUGGAAGAUGCAAGAGAAGACUUGAAAGCUGCUGAAGCUAUGUCUGUCGAUCAAAAAGAACCCACUACUACUACUAAUGAUGACGAUGACUUGGCUAGAUAUAAUUUGGACACUUAUGAUGAAGAAGUAGAAGCUGACAAAGAUCGACAGGUUGGUGUUUUCUCCAAAAUCAAAAACUUGACUUAUUACGAUAAUGACGAUGAAGAUCCAUAUGUUACCAUGAAAGACGAUGCCAAAGAACAACUUGAAGAACAACAAGAAUUGGAGAUUCUUCCUACCGACAAUUUACUAUUAGCCGCCAGAACCGAAGAUGAUAUUUCUCAUUUAGAAGUAUAUGUUUUUGAAUCCAAUCAAGACAACUUGUAUGUACAUCAUGAUAUCAUGUUACCUUCGUUUCCUUUAUGUUUGGAAUGGUUAGAUUUCCACUGUGGCACGAAAUUGGGCCAAGCUUCUAAUGGCAAUUAUGUGGCUAUUGGUACUUUUGAACCUGAUAUUGAAAUUUGGAACUUGGAUACUAUCGAUGUUAUGUACCCUGAAACUAUUCUUGGUCAUACCGAUAAAUCAAAGAAGCGAUCAAAGAAAGUCAAUGCCAAUUAUCAUGUGGAUGCUAUCAUGGAUUUAUCUUGGAAUAAAAAUCACAAAAACUUUUUACUUUCUUCUUCAGCUGAUGGUACUGUGAAAAUGUGGGAUUUGACUACUUCGAAAUGUGUUCAAUCAUAUACCCAUCAUUCCGAUAAGGUGCAGUCUGUUGCCUGGCAUCCUACUGAAGCGACAGUAUUUAUGACUGGUUCUUAUGACAAGACGGUAUGUGUAUUGGAUGCUCGUUCUCCUGGUCAAGUAACUAGAUGGCAAUUAGAUAGUGAUGUGGAAUCAUUACGCUGGGAUCCUCAUCAACCUACCAAUUUUUAUGUCGCUUUGGAAAGUGGGUUUGUACAUUAUUACGACGUACGUAACAAGAAUGGUGAACAAGGUGGUAAACCCUUAUAUAUCUUACAAGCUCAUGAUGGUCCUGUAAGUGCCUUGGAUGUGAACCCUUUGAUUCCUGGAUGUAUCGCUACUGGUGGAACUGACAAAGCAAUCAAGGUUUGGAAUACGACUAACAACAAGCCUAGUAUGGUGACCACUCGUAACUUUGAUUUGGGAAAGAUCUUUUGUACUCAAUUCUGUCCUGAUGCUGCCUUCCAAUUGGCCAUUGCUGGAUCUAACGGUAAGAUGCAUAUUUGGGAUAUGUCAACCAAUGCUGGGGUACGACAAGCUUUCAGUCAUAUUCAAGGUUUAGCUGGUCCUGCUCCUGCUGUGGAAAAACAACCUAUUACUAUCUUGGAUAGUGCUGAACAUGAAAGUGAUGAUGAUGAUGAUAUGGAACAAGAUGCUGCUGGACAUGGUGACGACGAUGAUGAUGAUGAUGAUGAAGAUGACGAUGAUGAAGAUAUGGAUGAAGAAUAGAUCUCCUAUUUUUUUUUUUUUGUUAUCAUUAUUAUUC
Messenger RNA from Halteromyces radiatus, 1598 nucleotides. RefSeq names its product WD40-repeat-containing domain protein. The coding region runs from base 5 to 1561 and encodes 518 amino acids. The transcript has 3 exons. Gene Ontology annotation, molecular function: protein binding. Gene Ontology annotation, cellular component: nucleus. NCBI's taxonomy places the organism in Eukaryota, Fungi, Mucoromycota, Mucoromycetes, Mucorales, Cunninghamellaceae. Gene Ontology annotation, biological process: rRNA processing. The record is from RefSeq and is a predicted model, not a curated record.